This is a messenger RNA of Symbiodinium sp. CCMP2456, 2025 nucleotides long. NCBI's taxonomy places the organism in Eukaryota, Dinophyceae, Suessiales, Symbiodiniaceae. The record is from the annotation of a GenBank genome assembly.
AUGGUGAGCAACCUGUUCAAGCGGAUUGAUGAAAGAGGCCUCGGGCAUCUCACCAUUACCGAGUUCGAGAAGCACUUUGAUGAUGAGUCAGUGCAAGCACUGUUCGAGUAUCUCCAAAUCGGUGCCAUCGAUGCUUGGACACUGUUCCUGAGCUUGGACAAGGACGGUGAUCACACAAUCAGUGUGGACGAGUUUACGGAGCGCUGUAUGCAGCUGCAUGGCCCCGCGAGAUCUGCAGACAUUUUUACUUUGCGCCAGAGCUGUGCAAAGCUUGCGAAAGACUUGAGGAGAAUGGAUGAGACACAGGAGAGAAUGGAAAUGGGGUUGGCACUGAUCCUUCACCAACAAGCAGCUCGCGAUCCCCCGUUCAGCUUGGGCUUGAAGUCUGCUGUAGAGUGCCCACUGUCGGGAGGCGAUCCAGAGCUUUGGGCACUGAUGGGCGUUGCUGCCUUGAAGUGCGAGUUCAGAGAGCACCAAAUGGUGUCAGGUGUCGAAGGCCGUCCUGUCGCGGGCUUGAGCUAUUGUCCGAAAUGCAUGGGGUCUGGGUCUGCACCAUCUUGCAGCUUUGCCCUCCUAGGAAACUAUUUCCCAGCAGCAUGCAUCGGUUGCCCAGCCAUGCGGCAAACGUGGCAAGCCAUGUCCGUGGGAUGCAUCGCCAAGAUUCACACCACAGCGUCUUGGCAAGGCUCUUCGGUUCGGGUUGCAGAGACCAGCGGUGAACCUGCAAAGAGGCAGUGGAAAGUGCUCGCCCUUCUCCAAGCUGCCGGCUAUUUCGGUAAUUUUGACAGAACGAUCUUCGGCAUAGCAGUGCCGCAGAUUCAAAGAGACUUUGCCUUGUCGGAUGCGCAAAUCAGCUAUGCAGCAUCUGUGCUGGGGCUCUCGUCGAUCUUGGCUUCUGCCAUCUCCUGCUUGUCGGAUCGCUAUGGCAGAGCCCAAGUUCUUAUGUGGACGCUGGCACCUUACACGUUGGCUACUGCCUUGACAGCGCUGUCAAGGAGCAUCACAUCUUUCGUCCUCCUACAGCUGCUUGCGGCAGCUUUCAUAACUGCGGAGGGCAUCAUAUCCCACGUAAUCGUACUGGAGGAGAUGCCAGCAGAUUGCAGGGGAUGGGCCGUCGGCUUGCUAAACACUGGCUCGGCCUGCGGCACAGGCCUCGGCCUGCUUCUCUUCGGGGUGUCUGACGGAGCCUGGCGGCUCAUGUAUGCGCUGUCCAUUCUCCCAUUGGUCGGCAUUGGCUUCAUACGCCGACAUCUUCCUGAAACAAGGCGGUGGUCCGCAGCGAACACCCUGGAGAUGGACAAGGAGAGUGCACAGGAAGAGCUGGAGGUGCAAAGCCUGCGCCUGCCUCCGCUGACUCCGCUGCGCCUCGGCUCCCCCACCGAGGAGCCGACCGCUGCAGCGAAAAGGUGCCAUUUGAAAAGACUGUCGAAGGUAAAGCGCCAGCACUUGUUCUGCAUUCUCGCUUCUUUCCUCGGUUCUUUCUUUCCGAGCGCUGCCAAUUUCUACGCCUCCAAACAGAUCCAAGUGGUGCACGGGUUUGGGGCGGCAGGCUUCGCGAAACUGUCUUUGAUUGGUGGCAUCCUGGCGCUCUCCGCUUUCAUCAUUGCUGGAUACCUGGGAGAUCGUUACGGCAGGAAGUUGCUGGGUGUUUCUGGAAUCCUUCUCAAAGCCAUGACAGAUUUCAUGUUCUACAGCAUCAGCCCGGGCAAAGCCUAUUCAGUGCUUCUCAUCGUCAGUGUCUUCUGUGUGCGCACAGCUCUGGGCAUGGCGCUGGACACUACCUUCCAGGCGAUGGGAGGGGAAGUGUUCCCAACCUCAGGGAGAACCUCCGCUCAGGGCCUCCUGGUUCUCACCGGCGGCCUCGGUGGUCCACUGGGGCUCCUGACAGCCACGCGACUCGGGGAUGUCCUCGGGACAUCCGAAGCCACGAGGCUCAUGGCAUGUGGGCAGAUUUUCACAGCUCUGAUCAUAGCGUUUGGAUUUCCAGAGACUCACGGCCGGGAGCUCGAAGAUAUCAACAGUUGA